UGGUGAAUGUGUUUAGUAAGAACAACAGGAGAGUUGGAGUCUAAGGGCAUUGCUUUGUCCAUAAAUGAAAGCGAUAAUCAAGGUCAAACUCUGCAACACACCUCUUCACUGGGAAGGCUCCAGCAAACAGCAGUACCACUACCACGAAGAAGACUCGCCGCCUCUUGACCAGGGAUUCCCACAGCUUCCCAAUGAAGUGUGCUCCCCUGAGCUUGUGCACGUGUCCGAGAAGAACCUGUCUGAGAUUGAAAAUGUGCAUGGCUACGUGUCCCAUUCCCACAUCUCUCCUCUCAAGGCCAGCCCUGCCCCAAUAAUUGUCAACACAGACACUUUGGAGUCAGUUCCUUAUGUCAACGGCACAGAAAUUGAAUAUGAGUUUGAGGAAAUCACUCUGGAGCGGGGUAACUCAGGGCUAGGAUUUAGCAUUGCCGGAGGGACAGAUAACCCACACAUCGGUGAAGACCCUGGCAUCUUCAUCACUAAGAUCAUCCCUGGAGGUGCUGCAGCAGAGGAUGGACGCCUUAGAGUAAAUGACUGCAUCCUGCGGGUGAAUGAUGCAGAUGUGUCUGAAGUAUCUCAUAGUAAGGCAGUGGAGGCCCUGAAGGUUGCAGGUUCUAUUGUCCGACUAUACGUGCGACGCCGCAGGCCGAUGCUAGAGACCAUCAUUGAGAUCAAACUCAUCAAAGGACCAAAAGGGCUUGGCUUCAGUAUCGCAGGUGGAGUUGGAAACCAGCACAUCCCCGGUGACAACAGCAUAUACGUCACCAAAAUCAUUGAUGGUGGGGCAGCACAGAAGGACAGCCGGCUACAAGUUGGAGACAGAUUAUUAAUGGUGAACAACUACAGUCUGGAGGAAGUGUCUCAUGAAGAGGCUGUGGCCAUUUUGAAGAACACAUCGGACGUGGUCUACCUAAAGGUGGGAAAGCCCACCAAUGUCUACCUGUCAGAUCCCUAUGGGCCUCCCGAUAUCACACACUCUUUCUCUCCAGCCAUGGAAAAUCAUAUCUCUUCUCCCAUCAAUAGUGGCACUCUGGAGUACAAGUCUGGUCUCCCCUCCAUUUCCCCUGGGAGUUAUUCCCCACUUCCAAAGCACUUACUAGGGGAAGAGGAUAUAAACAGGCCUCCUGAGCCAGUUUACAGCACUGUGAACAAACUAUGUGACAAAGCACCCUCCCCCCGACACUAUUCCCCAGUGGAGUUUGACAAAAGCAUCCUCCACUCCGCCCCCCUCCCAAACUAUCACUUAAGCCUGUUCCCUGACUCGGACAUCACCAGGGAACCCAGGAAGGUCGUGCUCCACAAAGGCUCCACAGGCCUUGGCUUCAAUAUCGUGGGCGGUGAAGAUGGCGAGGGAAUCUUUGUCUCCUUCAUCCUGGCUGGAGGGCCUGCCGACCUGAGUGGAGAGCUGCGGCGAGGCGAUCAGAUCUUAUCGGUAAAUGGCAUUGACUUACGAGGAGCCACACAUGAACAAGCAGCAGCAGCACUGAAAGGAGCGGGACAGGUGGUCACCAUCAUUGCCCAGUACAGACCAGAAGAAUAUGGGCGUUUUGAGGCCAAAAUCCAUGACCUGCGGGAACAGAUGAUGAACCACAGCAUGAGCUCUGGGUCGGGAUCCCUGCGAACCAAUCAGAAGAGGUCGCUCUAUGUGAGGGCACUGUUUGACUAUGAGAGGUCAAAGGACAGCGGCCUCCCCAGCCAGGGGCUCAGCUUCAGGUACGGGGACAUCCUCCACGUCAUCAAUGCCUCGGAUGAUGAGUGGUGGCAGGCCCGCCGUGUCACUCCGCAUGGGGACAGUGAGGAAAUGGGUGUCAUCCCCAGCAAGAGACGCGUGGAGAGGAAAGAGCGGGCACGUCUAAAGACGGUUAAAUUCAAUGCCAAGCCCGGGUCGUUUGAUUCAAAAAGGUCAUUCAAUGACAAACGUAAAAAGAAUUUCAUCUUUACACGAAAGUUCCCAUUCUACAAGAACAAAGAGGGUGAGCAGGAUGGCAGUGAUUCGGACAGGAGUCAAGAGGACGUGAUUCUCUCAUAUGAACCUGUGAUGCGGCAAGAAAUUACUUACGCCAGGCCCAUCAUAAUCCUCGGACCAAUGAAGGACAGAAUCAACGAUGAUCUGAUAUCAGAGUUCCCAGACAAGUUCGGGUCUUGUGUGCCACAUACCACUCGGCCGAAGAGGGACUACGAGGUGGAUGGGCGAGACUACCACUUUGUGAUGUCAAGAGAGCAGAUGGAGAAGGACAUCCAAGAGCACAAGUUCAUUGAGGCGGGACAGUACAACGAUAAUCUUUAUGGAACAAGUGUCCAAUCUGUGAAAUAUGUGGCUGAAAGGGGUAAACACUGCAUUCUGGAUGUGUCUGGAAAUGCUAUCAAACGACUACAAGUAGCACAACUCUAUCCCAUCGCCAUCUUCAUAAAACCUAAGUCUAUUGAUUCAUUAAUGGACAUGAAUAAGAGACUGACAGAGGAACAAGCCAAGAAAAUAUUUGACAGGGCUAUGAAACUGGAGCAGGAGUUUGGUGAAUUCUUCACAGCCCUGGUUCAAGGAGACAACUUAGAGGACAUUUAUAACCACUGCAAACAGGUCAUAGAGGAACAUUCAGGACCCUAUAUCUGGAUCCCCUCAAAGGAGAAACUAUAAUAACUCAUCACUCUGGAAGGGAGUCUGGACUGUUAGAAACUAGUAAUAAGUUGUAACAUAUGUUAACGGUAUGGCGAUGAAUAGUCUUCAUAAAUAAUUAUUCUGAAUAUGUUUUUUAUUUUAUUUUAUUUUCUCUUUUGUUUGGUUAUUGCUUCGUUUUUCACUCAACAUGAAUGUUGCUGAAUGUAAACCGCAAAGUGUUAGGAAAUUUUAGGUCUUGAAACAUGAACUGUUUGUAUAUUUGCGUAUUUUUCUUUGAACAAAAAGGAACAGAAAUGUAAUGGAAACUAAAUAAAUGUGGGUAUGUGUCCAUAUCGGCACUGUGUUAAAUUUCAAGCAGGAAACUGGAGGUGGUAUAUACAUCAUACACAUCGGAGAUGUCUUUGCUUUGCUAACGUAGGAAGGAAAAUAGGUAUUCCAACUCCAACACCCUCACCCUCCCUUCACAUUGCAUCAACUAGCAAAUAAUCAUAUGAAGUUCAAUGCUAUGUCUGAUUUUGCAUCUGUGCAUCCCCUGAACACCGCUCUGUCUUUGUUUACACUGUCAUUUCUUCUGUGAAUCACUGUAUUUAUUUCUUUGACAUGACAUUGAGGAUGUGUGAGGAAAAUAUUUUAUUCACUGUAAAAUUUAAAAUUUUUACUCAUUUAAAAGCAGGCAUUACUUAUUCAGUUGUUGCAUUGACAAUGAUAAGUAAAGGGAGAAAGCUGCUAUCCGCAAUGGAGAUGUAACACUAUAUUUUGCUACUUAAAUUGCUAGAGGGCACAAAA
Messenger RNA from Seriola dumerili (greater amberjack), 3403 nucleotides. RefSeq names its product disks large homolog 2 (gene dlg2). Bases 65 to 2635 code for a protein of 856 amino acids. Gene Ontology annotation, molecular function: kinase binding. The record is from RefSeq and is a predicted model, not a curated record. The transcript has 22 exons. Gene Ontology annotation, cellular component: neuron projection; postsynaptic density membrane; neuromuscular junction. NCBI's taxonomy places the organism in Eukaryota, Metazoa, Chordata, Actinopteri, Carangiformes, Carangidae. Gene Ontology annotation, biological process: chemical synaptic transmission.